This is a messenger RNA of Teleopsis dalmanni, 411 nucleotides long. Its product is annotated as enhancer of rudimentary homolog. The coding region runs from base 73 to 411 and encodes 112 amino acids. The transcript is spliced from 2 exons. The record is from RefSeq and is a predicted model, not a curated record. NCBI's taxonomy places the organism in Eukaryota, Metazoa, Arthropoda, Insecta, Diptera, Diopsidae.
AAACAUCGAACGCACUAGACGUGUUUUGGAAUUAGUUAAACGGUGGAUUGUCUUCAUUAACAUUAGCACACAAUGGCACUUAUUAUACUAUUUAUUGAUAAAAAUGACCAUAGUGUGCCUACUUUGUACGAAUAUGAUACAAUUGACGGAUUAGUCGAAGGAAUAUGCGAUAUGUAUGAAUGCGAGUUUAUUGAUAAUAAUCCGACAUAUGAAGCUCUCGUGUACGAAAUGGAGGUUCUCUUCAAUUUUGUUGAUAACUUGCGGGAAAUUUUGGUUUUAAAGCUCAAUGAGACCACCAACUUAUAUUGGACACAUGGCAGGGACUGGAUUAAAACUCAAAUUGAAGCAUAUAUGCUUCGUAAGGCUGGCUAUAAUGUUAUAGUAGAUGACGCCGCUACUCCAACUGAAUAG